GGUUACUUGGCAUUCUGGGACACAAACAGUGGUCGGUGUGAAGAGCUCGAGCAGCAGCGACAUCAGCGGCUUCCAACGCGGAGGGAAGGCGACGAGAGGAACAACAACACCCAAGCCCUGCGGAGAAACGGCGACCUGCGCUUUCACACCCGACUUCUGCGUCCCGUGUGUGGCUCUGUGUGUCCGGGAGAAGAGGGGGAAGAGGAGCUGGAGGCCAGCUUUAGUCUCUGAAAUGCAGCGGAGGACUUACUGCACACUGCGAGCUUGUUAGCUAACGACCGGAGUAAGUUAGCCUUGCAGUGAUUUAUGCUAGUGGGUUAUCGUUAGCAGGAUGGGGUGGUGUCAUCAAAGUUGAUGCUUUUGCACCACGUCUCGGUCCAAAAAAGUGUUGUGUUGAAUCGUCAGUGUCCCCACAACCCGUCUCUCUGCUGCCCUGACAGCUCCCUCCAUCCAUCGACUCUGCACUGUCCUGAAGCUGAGGGGUGGCAACUCUGAAUAUGGCGAGUGUUUCAGACAGAGACUACAAAACUGGCGCUUGUAAGUCGUUGGAGUGGUACGUUGCCCAGCUAGUGUACCCAAGAUAAACACUGUUAUAUUGGACAGUUUAUGUAAUGGCCAAGGAGAGUGGCGGAUUUCAUCUGUAUGUGUCACUACACAGUUGCUCUCAAAGUUGCAGAGCGAUGGGUUGCCACUGCUGAAGCCAUCCUCUUAAUCAUUCAUAAAUACUCGUCUCUGCUGGAGCUCAACAAUUUGACACUGCAAGACAUGGACUUGCGCUGGAUGUAAAGACCGUGAGAAACCCUCUUAACGUCACAGCUGUCUCCAGGUCGGACAGUUCAUCUGAGCCCUGCUGCUGGUCCCCAGAGCUCAUUUGAGGGCCAAUAUGUCAGUGUCAGGGGCCACGACCGUGCAGCUUUUCACCAAGCUCAUCAAGCAUGCGGUGGGCAAGGCGCAAAUUCAGCUGAACCGCUGGCUGCAGAGAACUGCCACGGAGGAGUGUGACAAAAUUGACAUCCUGAUAUGCAGCGCCUUUGACGAGAGAGGGGCUGGCAUAGGGAAGUCAGACGGAGACCCCGAGGUUAUCAGCGACACAGGGGGGACGACCUUUGCCAGUGGUGGAGAGUUUAGACACCCGUGCUGUAUCACCACCUUUUGCUUCAAGAGCGCCCUGCUGGCAUGCAUCCUGACUGCUGUGUGCUUCUCCUCGGUUGCCCUUGUGCGCCAAUACCUCAAGGACCUCCUGCUCUGGGUGGAGAGCUUGGACAGCCUCGUCGGAGCCUUGCUGUUUAUAGUUGGUUUGAUUAUUGUGUCAUUUCCAUGUGGAUGGGGAUAUAUUGUUCUUAACGUGGCAGCUGGCUACCUCUACGGCUUUGUGCUGGGCAUGGGACUAGUCAUGGUGGGAGUUUUAAUAGGGACCUUCGUGGCACACCUGGUGUGCAAACGCUUAUUGACUGACUGGGUUCUGAACAAAGUUGGGAACAGUGAACAGCUCAGUGCUGUCAUACGAGUGGUGGAGGGAGGAAGUGGACUCAAAGUUGUGGCCUUAGCGAGACUCACCCCCAUUCCUUUUGGGCUUCAAAAUGCAGUUUUCUCGAUCACAGACGUGUCCUUGCCAAACUACCUGGUGGCCUCCUCUGUGGGUCUGUUGCCCACCCAGCUUCUCAACUCCUACCUGGGCACCACGCUCCGCACCAUGGAGGAUGUCAUCGCUGAGCAGAGCAUCAGUGGCUACUUUGUGUUCAGCCUGCAGAUCGUCAUCAGCAUCGGCCUCAUGUUCUACGUCGUGCAUCGGGCUCAGGUAGAGCUCAAUGCAGCCAUCGCCGCCUGCCAGAUGGAGCUGAAGUCGUCACACAUGAACGGGUCCUCCACCAAUCACAGCAGCUUCACCUACUGCAGCAAGAGGGCGACAGCUGGCAGUGGAAACUGCAUUAAUGUGGUGUGACCUCAAAGUCACCAAAUGUGGUGGUGGUGGCUCCUAUGACUUAACUGAAACUGAACUGCAGAGCUAAAGGGAACCUGCUGAGUUCAGACAGAGCCUGAAACUUGUCGAUGGCGUGUUACGUCAUCACGCGUGUGAGGAAAAUCCCUGAAAACAUACAUCUUCAGUCGGUACAUUUUUUUUUUUAUAUGAGUGGGAUCACGCACCUGAUGAAAAUGGUUUUGUGGUUAAUCAUCGUGGGAGUAUUUUUUUGUUUUGUUGUUAUUUUCAUUAAGGUACUUCUUACCAUUUACUCUGUUACAGGAGAUGUCAAUGAAAUGAUGAUGUUUAGAAAUAUCAAAAGUGGCUGAAUGAAUGAGUGAGUGAUUUAAAAAAAACAGCUUGGCAUUAACUGCCUGCUAACACUAUGAAUGUGCAAUCUUGAGCUUUCUAGAGAACCAAGGAAUUGUUUUUCCAUUUCAGUGUCAAAAGAAUGCCAGCCUAUGCACCUUUAUCUCAUACUACAUCUGUUUAUCUUUAAUUUCAGGAAAUUUUAGGAUUUCUUUGUCUACAUCCAGUGCUAAUUUACGAUAUGAAUAAUAAGGGCAUUAUUAAUAUUUUUGAAAGAUUUUGGCUUUUUAGUCCGGUUCAUUUUUUAAGUGUCUUAUUUUUGGGACUAUGAAGUGAGGGGAGAAGCUCUCAGCGAGCACUACAGGCCCCUCUGACCGUGUGAUUUCUGCUGGCUCACGACCACAUCAGCCAAAUUGGCCUUGUCUGCCCGGAGAUCAUUUUAGCGCUUCUGCAGUUUUGAGAAGAGCAGCUGGAGAGAGGAGAGCAGAUUUCGCGGCAGGAAACUCAGGAAUGUUUCUGCCAGGAAAGUUGAAGUGGCAGCGUGAGCGACUCCUCUGUAGCAUAGCCACAUGUUCUGCUACAGGAAGAGUCCCUCACUGAACUGAAACUGAGAUGUCGAGCUUUCCUCUAAUUGUUUAUGAUUAAUUUGGUUUUACAUUAGCUCUUUUUUACAUUUUUUAUUUGGCUGUGAGAUUAUCCAUUAGGGUUAUAAUUACAUAGUUCUUGCUUAAGAUAAUAGUUUUGACAAUGCUGUGCAAUACAUCGGUGAUGAAAUGGCAUGAAUGUCAUAUUUCAGUGCUGAAACCAAACUAAUCAGAAAUGCUCUCAUGCAUACAAAAUAACUCAAACCUUAGUCUGUGUUUUUUUUUAGGUUUUACUUACAUUAUAGACGAGUAAGCUAGAUGAUAUAAAGAGGCCGUUAUUUUUUAUGUGCCAUAAUUUGAUAAAGCUGACCAGAUGCCAUGACACUGGCCCCACCUGAGCUGAGGCCACAUGUGACAUAUGACUUAACUUUAUUUUAUUACUUAAUGUUGGUAAUGAUAGAAAUUACCCGUGAACAUUUUUUUGUGUGUUUUAGCUCUUAAUAAUGCAUCAACAAAGCUCUCGUGCUGUAGGUUUGUUUGCACAGUCCACUACAACCGACAAACAUGAUUUUCAUACAGAUAAGUUAAACUGGAAAGGGGUUUGGUUGUUCAGGAGGUGAAGCGGAUGUGUCUCAGAAGCUGACAAUCAAACAACACGGACACUAAGUGAUGAAUGUGAUAAUACUUAUUAUUUUUAAAUGAAUUAUUGUGAUGCUGCUCCUCAGACAAAGUCUGAUUGAGGAAUAAUAAGGGCUCCUAUUUGAAAUCUCCAUCUUUAUGUCCCUGUAUUUGUUCACAAAAGCCUGUUGUAUUGCUGGCUCAACUUUUUGUCUUUUGCUUUAAUAUUGUGUACUUUUUUGUACUUUUUUUAGCCAGAUUCAAUGUUUGCCCAAACACAUUCCAUGCUGUCAGUCCUCUGAAACACUGUUGAGUUAUUUUCAUUCUAAAUGUUGGUUGAAAGGGCCCCUUCUUGUAUGAAUUUAGCAAUAAUGUUUGAAAGUCAAAAAAAAAAAAAAGAAAAAAAAAGAUAGAAGACCUACCAAUAAGAUCUUAAGCCAAGUGUUUGGGAAUUGCUGUUCCAGUGUUACAGAUUUGUUUGUGAGCGUUUAUUUUCCUUUCAAAGGUAAACAAAACAACUGCAUUUGAGUUGUCAGUCGAUCCAUGUUCCGCUGUAAGAUUGAGUAUCAACAUUCCCAGGUUUGUGUUACAGUGUUCAACCUGCCUUUUACCUCCUUCUGCCUCUGAUGGACAUUUCUGCUGUUGCCUAAGAUGUGGAAGAGACACAGCAACGUCUGUGAUCAGAACAGCUUGUUCAGCUUUGUUGCACUUUCUUUGGAGACUUUCCUUAAACCCUCCGAUCGCUUGUUGAUGUUUAGCGAUCGGCCUCUCACUCCUGUCACAUGAAAAUCUUCGAAAUCACACUUAAACAUUUUCCAGUGUCUUACUUGAAUUGAAAGUUUACGUAGAGAGAGAGAUGAGUAUGUUUUAUGGCUGCUGGCUUUAUCAAAUCUACUCACUACUCUCACUUUCUUACUUUUUAAAGGCAUGGAAACAAGUUUUUCUUUAGUUUUUGAUGAGAAAAUAUUGUAAAUACAAAAGGCUUUCACCUGACAGCAGUGUCUCUAUUUUCCAAAUAAAGUGUGAAUCGUGUAGCUGUUCUGCUCGGAAAUGGGAAAAGAAGUGGACGUUACGCCAUGUUUAAUGCAAAAAUUAAGUACAUAAAACUUGAUCGGCCAUUUCGGACACACUUCAUAAUAUUUUAGCCUCUCAACUGGGAUUUUGAAAAAGAGAUUGUGGUGAAAAAAAAAGAGCAGUUUUACAGCAAAGGCUUUGGUUUUUUCUAGGUGGGCUCUACUUAACUUAGAUUUAGUUAUGCAACAACUGAUUCCUAAGGGAAGUAUAUUUCAUAGAUACCCACACAAGACCUGGAUCUGGGAUGUAACUGCACACCUGAUCUGUCACAGAGGAGUACAGUGUGAGAUCGGUAACUUAAAGAGGCGAGCUAAGGGUCACGUUUGGUGCUAUGAAAUGCAAUACUUCCCCAUCUGUAUCAAGUGCAUUACACAUAUACUGUAUUUUGUAAUACAGAGAAUUUUACAGUGUAUAAAUAUUGAUAUUUAUCGCUGUAUGAUGCUUGUUCAGUGUUAUUUAUGAGAGAGAAAAUAAAAACCUGUCAGACUUUGUUAAAAAA
This is a messenger RNA of Lates calcarifer (barramundi perch), 5044 nucleotides long. It is a transcript of the gene tmem64, whose product is annotated as transmembrane protein 64. The transcript is spliced from 3 exons. The record is from RefSeq and is a predicted model, not a curated record. Bases 884 to 1942 code for a protein of 352 amino acids. NCBI's taxonomy places the organism in Eukaryota, Metazoa, Chordata, Actinopteri, Centropomidae.